Molecule: messenger RNA, 951 nt
Organism: Ramularia collo-cygni
Lineage: Eukaryota; Fungi; Ascomycota; Dothideomycetes; Mycosphaerellales; Mycosphaerellaceae
Product: probable reductases with broad range of substrate specificities
Exons: 2
Coding region: 1-951 (316 amino acids)
Biological process (GO): fatty acid catabolic process
Molecular function (GO): 2,4-dienoyl-CoA reductase (NADPH) activity
Source: RefSeq, a predicted model, not a curated record
AUGCCCGUUCCACGCGAGGAUUUCAUCUCCAACGUCUGGAGAGAUGGCAUUUUUACCAACAAAGUCCUCUUCUGCACCGGUGGAGCAGGUACCAUCUGCUCCAUCCAAGUACGAGCAUUUGUUGCGUUGGGUGGAAACGCGUACAUCAUCGGCCGCAACGAAGAAAAGACCCAGAAAAUGGCCAAGGACCUCAUGACCGCGCGACCCGGCUCAAAAGUCAUUGGCCAAGGAGGCGUAGACGUACGGGAUCCAGAGAAGUUAAAGGCAUCAGCAGACAAGUGCGCAAAGGAACUCGGGGGAAUCGAUUUUGCCAUUGCUGGUGCUGCCGGAAACUUUCUGGCGCCCAUCAGUCAACUCUCUGCCAAUGCAUUCAGGACAGUCCUCGAGAUUGAUACUCUGGGAUCGUAUAACACAGUCAAGGCUGUGAUGCCCCAUCUUGUCGAGAGCGCGAAGAAGAACCCAAACACUGGCAGGCAACAGGCAGCAGGGACCGGAGGGAGGAUCAUCUUUGUCUCUGCCUCUUUCCACUACACGGGAUCUCCUCUGCAGGCCCACGCUGCGGCCGCCAAAGCUGGCGUAGACCAAAUCGCACAUGCCGUUGCUAUCGAGUAUGGACCAUUGGGCGUGACAAGCAAUGUCAUAACACCGGGACCCAUAGCCCACACAGAAGGCAUGGAAAGGCUGUCAAAGCAAGACCCUGAAAGUGCCAAAGCGAGUGCUCGUGCCAUUCCAAUUGGUAGAUGGGGUGAAGUAAAGGAGAUUGCGGAUGCCACCGUGUAUCUGUUUUCUGAUGCCGGCAACUACGUAAACGGCAACACUUUGGUUGUGGAUGGAGGUCAGUGGAGAGUGUCAGGGGCCAGCCACGGUGGGUCAUGGCAGUAUCCCGACUUCCUCAUCUCAGGCGCUGCCGUUGAAGGUGUGAAGAGAGGUAGUGGGAAGUCGAAGAUGUAA